Molecule: messenger RNA, 4461 nt
Organism: Liolophura sinensis
Lineage: Eukaryota; Metazoa; Mollusca; Polyplacophora; Chitonida; Chitonidae
Exons: 5
Coding region: 213-3764 (1183 amino acids)
Cellular component (GO): mitochondrial inner membrane
Molecular function (GO): flavin adenine dinucleotide binding; choline dehydrogenase activity
Source: RefSeq, a predicted model, not a curated record
CAGAAAAACAAGAUAAAACCAGAUCCUUGAUUUGGACUACACUCACUGCAGAGAAGCAUCAAACACAACUGACCAAUCAGGGGGCACAGAUUGAACAUGUGGUCCCGAACAGAAAUGACAUGGGGAGAAAAACUGAGGUUGAUGUGCCAUCCCACUUGUCAGAGCUAGCGUAGAUGCAAGGGAUAUUCCAGAAGUGACCAAAGACAGUCAUCAUGUUACACUCAGCUAGACGAUUGACUUCAAGAUACUGGAUGUAUCAGAGGAGGGUACAGUUUCCCCAGACUAUCAUAGAGCAGAGUUCUGUUUGGAGGAAGUAUGGAUCAGCUGUCAGCACAACUGCACAGGGGCAAAAUGGACCGACUUCAGAUAGAAGACGAUCAGAUGAGAAGAAAACAUCUCUGGUGAUAUUUGAUAAAGAUGGCACCCUGAUUUGUUUUCACUCCAUGUGGUCUCCAUGGGCCAAAAGACUGGCAACAAGGCUUGAGGAAGCAUCUGCACUCGAUAUUUCUGACAAAGUGUUUGAAAUUUUGGGGUACUGUGAUCAGACGAACACAGUAAGACCUGGAUUGCUAGCUGAGAGCACAACUCCAAUUAUCAAGGAUGAGCUGACAAAGCUGUUAAUAAGUGAAGGAUUCACCACAGAGGCUGCCCGUAAUCUUGUUAUCAGAAACUGGGAAGAAGGAGACACCAGUAAUCCUACAUCACUCAGAUCUUUAGCAGAUCUGAAGACCUUGUUCAAAAUACUGAAAACCAACGAUAUCAAGGUGGCCAUCUGCACGGCUGACUCCAGAAAGGGAACAAUGAGUGCUUUGAAACAACUUGGUAUCCAUAGAUAUGUGGACAUGAUUGUGUGCGGGGAUGAUGCUGGGAUGCAGCCCAAGCCCUCUGCUCACAAUGCAAACGUUAUCUGUAAUGUACUGGGUGUGGAUCCUUCAGAGGCUGCCAUGGUGGGAGAUACCCAUGCCGAUGUGGGCAUGGGAAAAGCAGCUAAGCUUGGCAAAAGUAUUGGAGUUUUGAGUGGGGUUGGAAAGUCACAUCAUUUGUCUAAGGAUGCUUCACACAUUAUCAGAAGUGUCACCGAUUUAUUGCCAAUCGUUCUGCCAACAAAAGCAUGGAAAGACUACUACACCUACUCAUCCUUUGACCGUAUUCUUGUGGAACCAUUGUCCUUAGAGGAAGCCGUUAUUGAUUGUGAUGGCAGUAAUGCACAAUAUCCUGUUUUCAACCGCAAGGCCUCUCUUAUUAUAUUUGACUUGUGUGGAACAUUAAUCUGUGCUCAGUCAAGAUGGAUACCGUUUGUUGAUCAGGUUCUAGAACAGUUAUCCACAGAAACAGACUUGAACAUUCCUCUGGAUAAGGUGUAUGAGUUUUUGGGUGUCUGCCGGGACACACAGAAAAUCCAAGAUGGUGUUCUCGGGCAAGGGACCAUAGUACAGAUCAAGAGGAAACUUGUGGAAUUGCUGAAGGGCGAAGGAUACUACCAUGACGAAGCUAUCAUGUUUGUUAACAGGGUGUUGAAGGAAUGUCGCCCUCUGACAGAUAAAGGAGUGAAAGCAUUUGACGACCUUGGUGACCUGUUCAGAGCUUUGAAGAAAAAUGGCGUGAAAGUGGCUGUGUGUACAUCUGAGAAUCGAGAAGACUCCCACACAUUGUUGACAAAUCUGGAGGUGCGCAAAUUUGUAGAUGUCAUGGUUUGUGGGGACGACCCUAGUUCACAACCUAAACCCUCAGCCCACAAUGCUCUGAUGAUCUGCACAGAACUGAAGAUUGAUCCCUCAGAAACUAUAGUUGUUGGAGAUUCUGUGGGCGAUCUCAGAAUGGGCAAAGAUGCGAAAGUGAAGGCAAGCAUUGGCGUCCUCAGUGGAGUUAGUUCCAAAAAUGAUCUUGAAGAAUUAGCAGACUAUGUCAUUCCGAGUAUAAAACAUAUCAUUGACCAUGCAUUAGAAAGACCUCCGGGAGGUUUCAGUGAAGCUAAACCCUCAAGACUUCUCAGCUUGAACACUGUCAGCAGUUCAUCCCCGAGGCAGUAUCAUACCAUGUACACUCAACCAAGACGACAGUACUCCACUUCCAUGUCACUGAACCCAGAGGCGAAGGAGUAUGACUACGUCAUUGUUGGUGCCGGAUCAGCAGGCUGUGUCCUUGCGAAUCGUUUGUCCGCAGACCAAAACAACAAAGUUCUCUUGUUAGAAGCGGGUCCUAAAGAUAACACGUGGACAAUCCAUAUGCCAGCUGCCUUGAUGUAUAACCUGUGUGAUGAUCAAUAUAAUUGGUACUACCACACUGAGCCAGAGACCUACAUGGACAACCGGCAAAUGUAUUGGCCAAGAGGUAGAGUCUGGGGAGGCUCAUCAUCUCUAAAUGCCAUGGUCUACAUUAGAGGACAUGCCUAUGACUAUGACCGAUGGGAGAGAGAAGGGGCCAAAGGCUGGUCGUAUGCGGAUUGCUUGCCUUACUUUAAGAAAUCCCAGACACACGAGUUGGGUCCGAAUACUUACCGUGGAGGUUCAGGACCGCUGUAUGUAUCCAGGGGGAAAUCCAACAACCCUCUGUACAAGGCUUUCAUAGAAGCUGGUGUUCAGGCGGGUUAUCCCUUCACGGAUGAUAUGAAUGGUUACCAACAAGAAGGCUUUGGCUGGAUGGACAUGACGGUGUAUCAGGGCAGACGAUGGAGCGCAUCCUCCGCAUAUUUGCGACCAGUUUUGUACCGAUCCAACUUAGACACCGAAACAAAUGCCUUCGUGAGUCAUUUGUUGUUUGAAGGAAGCCGUGUUGUGGGACUUGAAUACGAACAGACUGGACAAGUUCAUCAUGUGAGAGCCAGCAGGGAAGUUAUCUUAAGCGGUGGCAGUAUUAAUUCUCCGCAGAUCCUGAUGCUGUCUGGUAUUGGCAAUGGAGACGACUUGAAAAAGCUGGACAUCCCCGUUAAGGUUCAUUUACCUGGGGUUGGGCAAAAUCUGCAGGACCAUCUUGAACUGUACGUUCAGCAGAAAUGUACCCAGCCGCUUACCCUGUAUGGUGCCCAAUGGAAAUUCCCUCACAACAUGAUUCAGAUAGGGUUGGAAUGGUUUACAAAUUCUACGGGCCUCGCCGCCACGUCUCACUUGGAAUCGGGUGGAUUCGUCAGAAGUACUGACGAAGAUCACCCUAAUAUCCAGUUUCAUUUCCUGCCCUCGGUUGUUGUAGACCAUGGCAGAAAGAUGGGUGACUGUCAUGCCUACCAGGUACAUGUCGGACCGAUGAGACCAACGAGUUCUGGGUUCGUCAAUAUUCUAUCAAAGGACCCACGACAACACCCCGUCAUUGUCGCCAACUACUUGUCCACGGAGUUUGAUCGCAGAGAAAUGAGAGAUUGUGUUAAAGUUGCACGUGAAAUAUUAGGGCAAAAGGCGUUCGAACCUUAUCGUGGGGAGGAACUUCAGCCAGGCCCUGAUGUACAGACAGACUCUCAGCUGGAUGCGUUCUGUCGCGCACACUCUGACAGCGCAUACCAUCCCUCGUGUACCUGCAAGAUGGGGAGGGAGUCGGACCCGAUGGCUGUGGUGAACCACGACACCAGGGUGUUUGGUACCGAGGGACUACGUGUUGUAGACGCGUCCAUAAUGCCUAGUGUCGUCAGCGGCAAUCUCAACGGACCAGUGAUAAUGAUGGCGGAAAAAGCGGCAGAUACAAUCCUCGAGAAACAGUUGCUCCCUCGAGAGAAUGUGCCUGUGUGGCAACCAUCGGCCGUCCGUUCUCAGCAGCACCGGGCAACCGUCAGAUAAAACUUUGGUCUACAGGUGGUGCCUACCAUAGAAUGCUACCUAACUAUCAUUACCAGCUCAAAAAACCUGUCACAGCAUGCGGACUACCCGUUAGUUUUUUUACACCAUGCCAUGGGAGAUACGUUCAAAACGUUAAAAAUUGUGGCAUUUAUUGUGUCAUUAACCAUUUGAAGCACUUUUGAUAUCUAGCCAUUCCAAUGCAUUACUUUUUUACCUGUAUAGCGAAUGUUCGUUAUACAUCUUAUCUUUAACUAAGUGCUACUCAAGAGAAUAUUUUCAUCAAACAGGACAAUGAUGUAACGAAAACUUGAUAACUUACCUCUAUUGUUCUGAAUAGUGCUAUAUGGAUGUGCUUGGUAACAUUGUACGUAAAGCGGUUAUAAUUUUACUUGAAUGUUAUUCUGUUGUCAUAUAUUUUAUGUGUGGGGGCCUCCGUGGCUCAGUUGGUUAGCUGGCUAGUCCAGCGUAAUGACCCAGGAGUCUCUCACCAAUGCGGUGGCUGUGAGUUCAAGUCCAGCUCGUGCUGGCUUCCUCUCCGGCCGUACGUGGGAAGGUCUGUCGGCAACCUGCGGAUGGUCGUGGGUUUCCCCCCGGCUCUGCCCGGUUUCCACCCACCAUAAUGCUGGCCGCCAUCGUAUAAGUGAAAUAUUCUUGAGUAUGGCGUAAAACACAAUCAAAUAAAUAAAUAAAUAAAUAA